Messenger RNA from Tuber aestivum (summer truffle), 2163 nucleotides. NCBI's taxonomy places the organism in Eukaryota, Fungi, Ascomycota, Pezizomycetes, Pezizales, Tuberaceae. The record is from the annotation of a GenBank genome assembly.
GAGGAAACCUUGUGGAUGAAAAUUUUGCACGGUAGGCUCACCGGCAGCUGAGGGGCUUAGAGGGAGCGGGGUGGAAGGCUUGUAAGGUGUGAGCACUCGUGCUUGUACGAGUGCUGGUACCGGUACAGCUGUCGGUAUUUGUUUUGCGGGAUAUGAAUCAUGAUCUGUGGAGAGGUCGCCACCGAAAGGAGGGAAAGGCUGCGGUACAGUACUUUACAUUUAGCUCAGGUUACGACUAUUUUACUCCCACUAUUCCCUGCGUUCUGGGAAACCCGGCACACGACCACAAUUCUCCGUUAUUCUGCCGCACAGCACUCGUGCAGCACUGCGCAUGACCAGCUCUGCGUACCCAUAAAUCAGAACAGGGCUCAUCACAGCUACCAACUGGACAAUCCUCCUACCCACCAACUCCGCAUCAAGGACAACCGCUAUCACAAUAAUACUCCCGACUGCUUCUGGUGGAGACCUGGUCUACCUCGCAAUCACAAUAUGGGGAAACCAAGAGUGAGCUUCCUCCCUACACUACGGGGCGAUAAGAGGCUGAUAGAGGGGGAAAUAACAAAAAGCUGAUCGUCCUUAUUCGACAUGCUCAAAGUGAAGGGAAUAGUGAGUUCCCCCUGGGUGCCCCAGAAUUCAAUUUCUAACCCCUUUUCUACAAGAAAACAAAGCAAUCCACCAAACCGUACCGGAUCACCGCGUGAAAUUAACAAGCGAAGGAACUCGCCAAGUUAGCUCCUCACCCUACCCCACUCACCAGACCAUCCAAGCUAAUUCCCCCAGGCAAUCGAAGCCGGGGAACGACUUCUGAAGCUCCUCCGCCCCGAAGACACCCUGCGAGUAAUCACUUCCCCGUACCUACGCACCCGUGAGACCACCAAUGGGAUACUCUCCCAGCUAUCCGGACAUCCUAAUGCAGCCAAGAUUAAGGUGCACGAGGAGCCGCGAAUCCGUGAACAGGAUUUUGGCAAUUUCCAACCGUGCACGGCCGAGAUGGAGAGGAUGUGGCACGAACGGGCGGCGUACGGGCACUUCUUUUAUCGGAUUCCGAAUGGAGAGUCGGCAGCAGAUGCGUAUGAUCGUGUGAGUGGGUUUAACGAGAGCCUUUGGAGGCAGUUUGCCGACGAGGACUUUCCCAGCGUUUUAGUACUCGUUACCCACGGGCUAAUGACGAGGAUAUUUUUGAUGAAGUGGUAAGCGAAUGGACCCAUUAUCCGCGGGGGAGGAACCACUGACUGGAUUUUGGCAGGUACCAUUACUCGGUGGAAUACUUCGAAGAUCUAAAGAACAUCGAUCAUUGUCAAUUCGUUCUGAUGGAGAAGAACCUUAUCACUGACAAAUACGAACUCAAGACAAAAUUACGAACGUGGUCCGCAGAUCGUAAGAAGGAGGAAGAUAGACAGCAGCGAGAGGGUGGCCCUUCUGAAAAAGACCUGAAAAAGCUGGAAGCAGCCGCGGCCUCAUUGGAAGUAAUCUAUGGCGGCUGCGUGAACGGCUGCAACCACAGUGGGACCGGGAAGCUAAGGACCAACGCCCCGAACGGCCUGACCGGGUCCUCACUCAGAGAAACCGGGAGUGAGGUAGCCCACGACCUCCGCAAUAAACUUGCGGUGCUGCAAGCUGGUCGUGAUUUCGGCGGAAGUCGCAGUGGGGCAGGAAGUAGAGCCUGUAGCGACGACGACGACGAAUCUGGUAGUGCCGAUGAGGAAAUGUCGAAGCCACCGGAAGUCCUUGCCCGCUCUCAUAGCGUGAAGAAUCGUGUACCACUAGAGGUGCUCGAAAAACCAAUAUGAAGGGAUUCACAAGACAAUACGCAGGCGGAGUUACCAGGCAAUGUUGCACAGGAGGAUGGUGGUGCGAGGCUUUGAAGGGAAAAGUGAUAUGGAUAUGGAUAUAUAUUGUCAUGUUUUGGCGUUUGCUGGUUGACUUAUUGAUAUAUGGCGGACGACUUAUGAUCAUGAGCGUGGUGGAAGUUUGCUCCCCUUUUCCCUUUGUUUAUUUCUUGUUCAAGCGGAGUGUGGGUUAUCACUGUGUGGCCGGUACCGCGAUGGGGCUGGGCCCGAUUCACUGCCUGUAUUCUAUCUUUUGGUGUUAUUUCUUUUAAUCCUGCCGGUGAUGUCGAAUAAGUGAAGUGGUUAUGGACAUACGCAGCACAGCACUGAAAGU